Messenger RNA from Ctenopharyngodon idella (grass carp), 4499 nucleotides. RefSeq lists its product as uncharacterized. The coding region runs from base 164 to 4105 and encodes 1313 amino acids. The record is from RefSeq and is a predicted model, not a curated record. The transcript has 30 exons. Gene Ontology annotation, molecular function: protein binding; protein kinase activity; ATP binding. Gene Ontology annotation, biological process: protein phosphorylation; attachment of spindle microtubules to kinetochore; intercellular bridge organization. Gene Ontology annotation, cellular component: kinetochore; intercellular bridge; midbody. Lineage: Eukaryota; Metazoa; Chordata; Actinopteri; Cypriniformes; Xenocyprididae.
CGGAAUUAUCAUGAGCGAGUGAAGCACAUGAAAAACAGAAUAUCGAGGAACUUCUUUCAAAACUGAUUUCCAUUUUAUUUGACAUUUUAAUUAGCGAAAGUCAACUGAACUCUACCUGAACGGGUGAGGAAGAAAAAACCUCUGGUAACUUGAUCCAUGGGACAUGAGCAUCAUGUCAGCGGUUCAGCCAAUGCCCUGCCCGGUGCUCUUGGGCACUGUGAAAAGUGGAGGUUUACCAGCCCUCCUACACAGAUACACAAUUGAGAAAAAAGUAGCAAAAGUGGAGAAAGUCCUCAAAAAAGGUGUGAGAGUUGACAGCAUGAACCACCUUGGACAGACACCACUCUUUUGUGCAUCUCUCCUCGGCUUUGUCAGUGUAGCAGAGAAACUUCUGCAGUAUGGAGCAAACCCAAAUCACCGCUGUAAUGAUGGAAGUACCCCCAUCCAUGCUGCAGUUUUCUCUUGUAAUCCCUGGCUCCUGAGUUCACUGCUGGAUGCUGGCGGGGACCUGCGUCUACAUGACGAUCAGGGCCGGACUCCGAAGGACUGGGCCGAGGCAGGUGCUCAGGAGAACAGCCCGAAGAUGCUUGCUUUUCUGAAGAGAUGCGAGUCUCAAAUGCAGAGGCUGUUGCAGACGCAUCUGUCUAGGGAUGCACAUUCCACCCCUACCUCCUCAAAGACUCUCCUGAACUCUCCAUCCCUGCUCAAGCGCUUGUCUCCUUGGGGAUAUGAGCUCAGUCAUGAAAACAAAACAAGUUAUAAGAUGUCUGCCUGUGAUAUGAUGAUGAUGCAGUGUUUUGGCUAUGGAAAGUUAUGCUUUGAGAAGCCUGGGUUGAGUCUGGGAUUGGCUGCUUCUGUGCCCUUGAUAUGUGACAGUGACUUAGGUCAAGCUAAUGAUGAGUCCCUCAAUUCGUUUAUGUGUGGAUCUUUCAUACGUAUGACCAAUUACAGUUGGAAAGGAUGUCGUGUCACUGUUAAAGAGCUACAUGAUCAGAUUUUGCAACAAUGUGAAGAAAAAGAUGGUCUUCUGGAUCUACUCAUUUCUGAGCAGGAGUAUUGCUGUCAGCUGUCUCACCCGCACCUGCUGCUACUGAUGGCUGUGAGUAUGUCCGCUGGCCUGGGCAGCACAAAGCUGGUCUAUGAGAGGGUGAAUGUAGGGUCCCUGUACAGUCUGCUGCACCAAAGGCGGGAUGAGUUUCCUCUACUACAGCUGGUUGACCUGUUAUCAGUGGUGCUACAGGUGUGUGAGGUGUUAAUGUACUUGCAUGGCCGAUCUCUGGUGCUCCGGGCCCUUUCUUCACACACUGUACUCAUAGUACACCCUGGAGUUGCCAAGGUUACAGGCCUCGGGUUCAUGGUGCCCAGUGAGGGAACAUGCCCCUACACCCCGCCUCCUGUUCCUGUGCCUCUCAGCCUGAUCAACUGGGCAGCUCCGGAAGUGAUUAGAGGUAGAGCGUGUACAGGAAAAGCUGAUCUCUAUAGUGUGUGCGCCCUUAUACAGGAGAUCUAUACAGAUGCUGUGCCAUGGGGCCCCACGGACCAACGCUGGAUAAAACGGUCAGUAGAGGCCGGUCAGGCUCUGGUAGCACACCCUGCCGUGCCUGAGCCUUAUUACCAGUUCCUGCAGACGGGCCUCCAGCACAGAGCCCAGCACAGGACCAGCAGCCUGCACGAUCUGUGCUACAAUCUACGUUGUUAUAUCAGAGAGAUAGGAAGCGAGAAUAAGAGAAGUGGAUGGAACUAUUGGUCGGCUCUUCAGUGCAUCCCUGGAUGGAACACUGACAUUAAUCAGGAGAGAAAGCAAGACGACGCUGUAUAUCAGUAUAACUGCAGGACUGCAGUACACAAUGAGAUCCAGAAACAUAAACUAGAAAGAAUCUACACAGAAGAAGAAAAGUCCACCACAGACACUGAUGACCUCCACUGGGAUAUCUCGCAUCGUGACAUCACUCCUUUGCAUGAAUGGCCUAUUACCCAUCAUGCUCCACCCUCUGAACAAUCUUGUUCUAACUAUAUUGAUACAGACAAGGCUCUGGAAAUCAGUCGCUCUAUCUCAAAGCAUACUGGCUCCAUUGUUCUCAACCUUAAAGUGUCUCAGGUUCUUCUACAGCAAGCUGAGCAGAGUCUGGAUAAUGUGGAGAUGACUCGAUUGAGCACCCCAUGCUUCGACGAGGUGGAUGCAAUGGUGAACAGGGUAAACAUGGAAAAAGAGUGCAGUGAUGGUGUUGGAAAGGCUUUGGGACCACCAUCCAAAAAUUAUAUACCCAAGUGGACCAUUAAUGCAGAUGAGGAGGUCAGUCAGUACAGCUCAGCUCAAGAUGAGAGCUUUGAGAGCACAUCCUAUUCAAGUAGUGUACAGGAGGAGAAAAGUGACUUGAAGAGAGUUGAAGCAACAAAGAGAGGACAGCAGCAGACAGGACAUCAGAAGUCUGAGAGGUUAAAUGUGCAACUUGGGUUUUCGGAGACCCAGAAAGACAGCACACACCGAUCUCUCGCAGAACAUUUCCAAACAAAACCCACAUGGACCAGUGAGGUCAGUGAUAUGGUGGCCCUAAUGGCUCGUGGGCAUUUAGGGACAUUACUGGGUGCUGUGGGCAGCAGUGACAGUGAGGAUGUAGAGGAGCAACAGCUCCACCUACAGGACUGGCAGAGUCACAACAGCAGAUGCAGUGUGAACAGCUACCGGGAAUCUGAGACCCAGGAAAGCACUGAUCUGGAGCAACUGUUCAAGAGUUUUGCUGGUAUUCAGAGUGAUAGUGAGGAGAGCACAAACUACCACACUAUCAAUCACACUUAUGACGUGACCAAUGAAGUGCUGGAGGCUACAAGCCAAACUGAGGAUGAAGGAAGCUCAGAUAGUUCGGAUUAUACACAGACACCUUUUGAGCCAUCUAGCGUGUUCUACACACCCAAACACCACCUGUCCAAAAGUACAUCAUCUGGUGUAGAGCAUUCUCAGUCACUGAGCUCAGAGGAUGAGUUGGACGUCACAGUGGAGGUAUGUCGACCCAGCACUUCUCCGGCAGAGGAAAAACAAGAUGUAGAAAACAGUCUGAGUGAAUACCAGCUUGCUCAAGAGGACUCAAAGAAGUCUGAAUCCAUUACUCCUGUGCACAGUUGUUUGCCAGACCUCGCUGAGAUUGCAGACCUCUCCAGCAUAUCCUAUUCACCAGCCCAGCACCAAAAGUGGGUGGAGUCAGCUGAAGCCCCGCUUAUUCCUCACAUCAGAGGACAUCCACCCUGUAACAGCACCCCACGCAGCCCAAAAGGCCGUAGGACACUUCAAGAUGUGCAGGUUGGCACUGAGCCUCUCCCUCACCUCCAGAGCCUGUUGGACACAUCACCAUGGGGCAGUGCUCCAUCCCACACUGUCUGCCCAGAGAGUUACGCCACAGCCAGUGCAGGAGACAGCAGCACUACGAAUGCCUCUGUGUCUAGCGUCCUGCAGUCUCCAGCGAAAAGAGAAAUGUCUAAGGAGGAAACAGACUCUCCCUCCAGCGGUAAUGCAGAGUUUACCACUGCCAGCUCUGGAGCCAGACAGACCACUGAGACCAGUGAAGAGAUUGAGCAUCCUAUUGACAAGAAUAAUGAUGUGGAUGAGGAAGGAGAGGAAGUAGGUGACGACCCGUCAGAUUCUGAACAUCAAUGUGAGCAAGAGCCCACUGAUGAAAAAGUGUUUGACGAUGAAGACAUCUCAAAGAGGAAGGAAGGGUGUAAGGAUGAAAACCUGUGUCAGAUACAUGACCAGCAUCCAGAUCUCAACUCUGCUGAUAUGGAUAGUAAUUCAAACUCUCAAAAAAGUGAUAAGAGUCACAGCCUUGAUGAAACUGAGAGGGCAAGCUCCACCCUUGAUGAGGAGCUGCAAAGAAUGCUUUUAGAAGAAGCCACAGUACAGAGAACCCCCAGAGGCCCAGGGUCACAGGUGUCUCAGUCUGAAAUAAAAGGAGAGGGGGAUGUGAGAGAGGGCUGUCCAGAAGGAGUCUACAUAGAGACUGCAGAAGCCAUAAAUGAGCUGGGAGAGAAGAUUGAGGCAGCUAAUCAGGAGAACCAUCUUAACAGAGCUCUUGAGCAGACGCCUUCAGAGUCAGUCAAACAGCAUUGUUAAAAAGGAGUCAAUCUCUCAGAUAGCCUCAAGGUCUCUUGCAUCUUAAUCGUUUCCAUUUUAGGUGCUUAAGGCAUGUUUGUUUUCCUUUGUUGAAUUUACUGUUAAAUGAAAAAAUUCUUUCCAAAUUAAAAAAAAAAAAACAGCUUUCAAACUUGUUCUUAACAUAUGCACAACUACAGUUUGAACGUGGAUGUUACAAUUGACUAACAAAUGAAAGUUGUUCAAGAUAAAUGUUUUUAAUGAUUUGGAUGUUCCAUUUAAGGUUUUGAUGUUGUUGCUACAGAAAAUGUACUGCCAUUUGUUACGUUUAGUAAAGCAUCUAAAUAAAAGCACACAUAUAUAUAAAAAAGACAUUUUAUUGCAUACAAAAAAAAAAAAAAUGAAUAUACUGAAU